This is a messenger RNA of Exserohilum turcica Et28A, 1470 nucleotides long. RefSeq names its product glycoside hydrolase family 27 protein. Lineage: Eukaryota; Fungi; Ascomycota; Dothideomycetes; Pleosporales; Pleosporaceae. Gene Ontology annotation, molecular function: hydrolase activity, hydrolyzing O-glycosyl compounds. Bases 1 to 1338 code for a protein of 445 amino acids. The record is from RefSeq and is a predicted model, not a curated record. Gene Ontology annotation, biological process: carbohydrate metabolic process. The transcript has 2 exons.
AUGGCACCAAAGUCAGCAUACAUCAACCUAGUUUUAGUUGGAUCCAGUCUAGCCCUGGUCUCUCCUGACGGACACACCGGCCGCCUCCCUGCGUUGGGAUGGAAUUCAUGGAAUGAAUAUGAAUGCGCCAUCAACGAAUCCAUAUUCUUGGAAGUAGGGAAUCUUUUUGUUUCUCUUGGUCUAAAGGAUCUGGGUUACACUUAUGUCAAUAUCGACGACUGCUGGAGUGACAAAGUCAACCAGCGCGAUAGCACCACUGGACAGAUCAGGCCAGACGAAAAGAAAUUUCCACAGGGGAUAAAGCACACUGCAGACGAGAUCCACAAACUUGGACUCAAGCUCGGCAUCUACAGCGAUGCAGGCACCAAAACAUGCGGCGGAUAUGCUGGCUCCCUUGGGCAUGAGGAACUUGAUGCCAAUACAUUUGCAGAGUGGGGUAUUAUUAUUGUUCCAUUAGAGUCUAAUCUCAAGUACGACAACUGUAACGUCCCUUCGGAGUGGCAAGACCCCUACCAAUGGGUACCAGAAAACUGGUUUGGGGGUCCUCCUGCUGAAAAGCAAUCAAGUCCAGCACCAGCUGGGUACGACUGGAAGACCUCAAAGACCUUCACUCGCUACAAGUCUAUGAGCGAUGCACUCCUCAACACCAAGCGCUCUAUACAAUUUUCUGAAUGCGUGUGGGGACAUGCGCACGUCGAUGAGUGGGGUAGCGAAACUGGUCACAGUUGGCGGAUGUGGGGUGACAUUUUCCCUAGAUGGCAAGGUCAAUAUGGAAACGUUUGGGGUAUCAUGCCUAUCCUCAACCACGCUUCAUUCUUCUACAACACCACAAACUUCUGGGGCCAUGGUGACUGGGACAUGCUUGAAGUGGGCAACGGCGACCUCACCGUCCAGGAGAGCCGUUCGCACUUUGCGCUAUGGGCCGCCCUUAAGUCGCCGCUCAUCAUCGGCACACCGCUGCACAAUAUCAAGCCUGAAAUCUUGAAGAUUUUUCUCACUAAAGAGCUCAUCGAUUUCAACCAGGACUCUACCGUGGGAGCGCCGGCCAAGCCGUACAAGUGGGGUGUAAACCCAAACUUUACCUGGAAUCAGACUCACCCGGCUGAGUAUUGGAACGGACAGUCUUCCAAGGGCGUACAUGUAUUUGUUCUGAAUACGUUAUCUACUGCGCAGUCUAAAACUGUCGACUUUUCCGAAGUCCCUGGACUAGAUGCUGGCGCUGAAUACACGAUUGUUGACCUUUGGUCCGGAGAAGAACAAGGAAGAUUCAAAGGGAAAUACGAGAAGGUUGUCGACUCGCACGACACACUAGCAAUCAGGAUGGUCAAGGCUAAUUAAGCUGACUACCUUGUAUCCCAGGAUAAAUUGCGAGACUACUGGAUGCUACAAGACUCACAGUACCGUUUCACAUUUUCAAUGUUUGAUAAUUCAUCGAAAUCAAAUUGGCGUAGGAAUUUUAUAUACAUCUGU